Molecule: messenger RNA, 2081 nt
Organism: Nerophis ophidion (straightnose pipefish)
Lineage: Eukaryota; Metazoa; Chordata; Actinopteri; Syngnathiformes; Syngnathidae
Gene: dhx36
Product: DEAH (Asp-Glu-Ala-His) box polypeptide 36
Exons: 16
Coding region: 245-2017 (590 amino acids)
Cellular component (GO): nucleus; intracellular anatomical structure; cytoplasm
Molecular function (GO): G-quadruplex RNA binding; DNA helicase activity; ATP binding
Source: RefSeq, a predicted model, not a curated record
ACAGUGCGACACGCUGUAUAGAAACAAAGGCUGGAAGUAGCGUUCUUUUGAAGGCGCACAUGGAAUAGAAGUUCAUGUUGGAGUUAUUGGGAUGACAUUGUAGCUGCAAGUCUUCAUGUUGGAGUUAUUGGGAUGACAUUGUAGCUGCAAGUCUGGUCCUGUGCCGCCACAACAACGGCAGCCCUCAGCGUAAAAGGAGUGAAAGCUAAGUGUGUGAAGAUAAUUGUCUGCUGGUCACCGAGGUAUGAGUUGUAGACGUGGAGGUGGUGGAGGUGGAGGAAUGAGUUGUAGACGUGGAGGAGGUGGAAGGAGCAGGCGAGGAGGAGACGGCAGCAGGGAAAGAGGACUUGUGUCCAGCGGGAGCUCCAUCACCCUUGAAGAGGAUCCGGCUGCUAGCCGCCAUCCAUCACACCUGAAAGGACGGGAGAUCGGCCUGUGGUACGCCAGAUACGGAGCCGUGAAGAAGAAACAUGCUGAGCGGAAAUCGCGGGCAGUGGUCCAGAUGGAUGAGGCCAGAGAGCAGAACAUCAUCAAGCUGCUGGAUUCUGUCCAGAAGGAGCAGUCGGCUGCACAACCACCAACACGAGAUGCAAGAGCCUCUGCUUCCCACAGCUGGCGCACACCUCCUGACAGAAGUGUUCACUGCUACUUUGAUGGAGACAUGCCCGAGCAAGGUCAGCACAAGGCCGAGCAGGAAGGGCUCAUCUCUCAGGCAGUUGAAGAUGAGAUUCCUGACACGUGGGAUGAUGAUGAUGAUGAUGAUGAUAAUGAUGAUGACAAGGAGGAGCAGAAGCAAGGGGAGGAGGAGAAAGAGAAACCGAAGAGAAAUGACAAAGAUUUUGAGUUUUUACUUGAGAAAAUAGCCAGAGACCAUUCACUGGAUGAGUCAUUGCGGAGAGAUCUGCAGAGGAAGAGAUCCCAGCCAGCGUACAAGGAGAUGCUGUCGUUUAGAGAAAAAUUGCCAUCCUAUGGAAAAAAAGAGGAGCUGGUCCAGCUGAUCAACUCCAACCAAGUCCUGGUUGUGAGCGGUGAGACCGGCUGUGGGAAGACCACUCAGGUGACCCAGUUCAUUCUCGACGACCACAUCAACCGAGGCCUGGGUUCAACGUGCCGGGUGGUUUGCACGCAGCCUCGUCGCAUCAGCGCCAUUUCGGUGGCACAGCGUGUGGCGGCAGAGAGGGCAGAAAGUGUUGGCAAUGGAAAUUCCUGUGGGUACCAAAUUCGCUUGGAAAGCCAGUUACCACGGAGACAAGGCUCGGUCCUGUACUGCACCACCGGCAUCAUCCUGCAGUGGCUGCGCUCAGACCCGCACUUAUCGAGUAUCAGCCACUUGGUUUUGGAUGAGAUCCACGAAAGAAGUCUCCACUCUGACGUCUUGCUCACAAUCGUCAAGGACCUGCUGGACUUUCGAGAAGACCUGAAGAUCAUCCUAAUGAGCGCCACGCUCAAUGCGGAGAAGUUCUCUAAAUAUUUUGACAACUGUCCCAUGAUCCACAUCCCGGGUUUGACCUUCCCAGUGGAAGAGUUCCUCCUGGAGGACGUGGUGGAGAUGACAAGAUAUCGUCCAAAGAGUAAAGAGUGUCGCCCUGCGUGGAAGAGAGGCUUCAUGAAGGGCCAACACUCCAGACCCGAGAAGGAGGAGAAGGAGGCGGAGUACAAGGAGAGCUGGCCUUCUUAUGCUCGCACGCUACAGGCUAGAUACUCUCACAACACUAUUACUGCUCUUGAAAUGCUGGACGCUGACGACAAGAUUGACCUCGAGCUAAUCGUGGCACUUAUCCGACAUAUUGUGCUAAACGAAGGGGACGGUGCAAUCUUGGUCUUCCUGCCCGGCUGGGACAACAUCAGCAGCCUUAACGACCUCCUAAUGGCACAGCAGAUGUUCCGAUCAGAGAGCUUUGUUAUCAUCCCGCUGCACUCGCUCAUGCCCACUGUCAAUCAGACACAGGUGUUCAAAAGGCCGCCUCCUGGGGUGCGAAAGAUUGUUAUUGCUACCAACAUAGCCGAGACAAGGUAAGUGUGUCUCUUGGACUGAUUGUUAAAAAGAUUGUUAUUGCUACCAACAUAGCCGAGACAAGGUA